CCACCAAAAACCCAACGAAGUCCACCAGGACCCACCAAAGACCCCCCCCCCAGAGCUCCCCCCGGCCCAUGGCCCGGCGCUGACGGCAGCACCAUGUUCAGCUGGAUGCGGCGACACGAGAAGAAGAGCCCCGAGGUGGUUCGCACCGUGACGGCGGGGCUGAAGGAGCUCUACAAGAAGAAGUUGCUCCCGGUGGAGGAGUUUUACCGUUUCCACGACUUCCAUUCGCCGGCGUUGGAAGACGCCGACUUCGACAACAAGCCCAUGGUGCUGGUGGCGGGGCAAUAUUCCACCGGGAAGACCACCUUCAUCCGCUACCUGCUGGAGGAGGACAUCCCUGGCGCCCGCGUCGGCCCCGAGCCCACCACCGACUCCUUCGUGGCCAUCAUGCACGGCGACGCCGCCGGCAUCACGCCGGGCUACGACUUCCCGGCCGUGCUGCAGUGGUUUGCGGAGCGCGUGGAUCUCAUCAUCCUCCUCUUCGACGCCCACAAGCUGGAGAUCUCGGAUGAAUUCUCCGAGGCCAUCCGGGCGCUGCGGGGCAACGAGGACAAGGUGCGGGUGGUGCUGAACAAAGCCGACAUGGUGGAGACGCAGCAGCUGAUGCGGGUCUACGGGGCGCUGAUGUGGUCCCUGGGGAAGGUGUUCAACACCCCCGAGGUGCUGCGCGUCUUCAUCGGCUCCUUCUGGUCGGAGCCGCUGCUCAUCGCCGACAACCGGCGGCUCUUCGAGCUGGAGGAGCAGGAUCUGUUCCAGGAGAUCCAGAACCUGCCCCGCAAUUCCGCCCUCCGCAAGCUCAACGACCUCGUCAAGAGGGCACGGCUCGUUAGGGUGAGCGGGGCUGGGGGGUGGGGGGGGGGUGAGGGGGGGUCCGCAGCCCCACGGGGUCCUCCUUCCCUGGGUGGGACGUCGCGGUGCGGUGGGAGCGGAGCCCCCCGUGCUUUGGUGGCACUGAUGGGGUUCUGACGCCUCCCUGUGGGACCACCAAGAGGGGACAUCGCGGCCCCCCCACCCACUUAUGGGACCGGGGGGGGGGUGGGGGACACUUUGGUCCCCUCUGUGCUUUGGUGGCACCGAUGGGGAUGGGGGCACCGCGGUCCCCUCUGUUUCGCAGCACCAAUGGGAUUUGAUGUCUUCGGGACACCCAUUCCCCCCAUCAGCACAAGGAGGGGAUCCCCCCCCCCCCCCCCCCCCC
This is a messenger RNA of Phasianus colchicus (ring-necked pheasant), 1195 nucleotides long. The record is from RefSeq and is a predicted model, not a curated record. Lineage: Eukaryota; Metazoa; Chordata; Aves; Galliformes; Phasianidae.